AUUAGUUUCAAAAUCCCUAAUUUUCAAAUUGACUUCAAUAUUUUUCCCCUCAAAACCCGUCAACAACAUCACGCCGCCUCUCUCGUCCCGAUUUCCCGACGGUUUUCCCUCAACCUCCAUGCCCAUUCACCUCUCUUUCACCUUCCCACCGCCCUAGUCUCCCCAGAACCCUAAAGGGGAACGAACUCGCGAACCGAAGCCGUCGCUGCAGCUGAAGUGGCAUCGCUGCUGUCCUUUUCGCUUGUGAGAAUCACUAGCUGGAAUCGACCGCCUUCGAUCAUGGAGUGAUAAAUUUCAGCUGGAUGGACGCUGCCCGUCACCUCCAGAUUGUGCAGCGUGAGUUUGCCCCUGGUUGUUUAUGUGAGUCUUUGGCGGUGGUGGUAUUUACGUGAUUGAGUGCAGGCGUGGAUUCUGAGCCUGUUUGUUAAGUUAGAUGGAGCUAACAAAAAAAGAUGCAGAUAGUGAAAAAGUAAAAGAUUCACAAGAUGGUCCCGUGUUCAUAAACGAAGGGGGGCAACCUUCUUCGGGCAGCGGAGAGCCUCUGGGCAUUACCCCAGCGAAGAAGAGUUUUGAAGGGAAAGAUGCUUUAUCAUAUGCUAACAUUCUCCGCUCUAGGAACAAAUUCGUGGAUGCAUUUUCUGUCUACGAGAGCAUUUUGGAGAAGGAUACUGAAAAUGUUGAAGCUUAUAUUGGUAAAGGGAUUUGCCUACAAAUGCAGAACUUGGGGAGGCCUGCGUAUGAGAGUUUCGCUGAAGCUGUGAGGCUGGAUCCUCAAAAUGCCUGUGCUCUUACACACUGUGGUAUCUUGUAUAAAGACGAGGGUCGACUGGUGGAGGCAGCUGAGAUGUAUCAGAAAGCUCUUAAGGCUGACCCUGCAUACAAGCUUGCAGCGGAAUGCUUGGCCAUUGUUUUAACGGACCUUGGAACCAGCUUAAAGCUUGCUGGUAAUACUCAAGAGGGAAUUCAGAAGUAUUACGAAGCUAUCAAAAUUGACCCACACUAUGCUCCUGCUUAUUAUAACCUCGGUGUCGUCUAUUCCGAAAUGAUGCAAUAUGACACAGCCCUUAAUUGCUACGAGAAAGCUGCAAUAGAGCGACCUAUGUAUGCUGAAGCAUAUUGCAACAUGGGCGUUAUCUACAAAAAUCGUGGGGAUCUGGAGUCAGCAAUUGCCUGUUAUGAAAGGUGUCUGACUGUCUCUCCAAACUUCGAGAUAGCAAAAAAUAACAUGGCCAUUGCAUUAACUGAUUUAGGCACGAAGGUAAAAUUGGAGGGUGACAUCAACCAGGGCAUUGCAUAUUAUAAGAAAGCUCUGUACUAUAACUGGCACUAUGCUGAUGCCAUGUAUAACCUUGGCGUUGCUUAUGGAGAAAUGUUGAAGUUUGAUAUGGCCAUUGUAUUUUAUGAACUGGCCUUCCACUUCAAUCCUCAUUGUGCAGAGGCUUGCAACAAUUUAGGUGUUAUAUAUAAGGACCGAGACAACCUAGAUAAAGCAGUAGAGUGUUACCAGUUGGCAUUGUCAAUCAAGCCAAAUUUUUCCCAAUCAUUGAACAAUCUUGGAGUUGUAUAUACUGUCCAGGGUAAAAUGGAUGCUGCAGCAAGUAUGAUUGAGAAAGCUAUUGUUGCAAAUCCGACUUAUGCAGAAGCUUAUAAUAAUCUAGGGGUCCUUUAUAGAGAUGCUGGCAACAUAUCUCUCGCCGUUGAAGCUUAUGAGCAGUGCCUCAAAAUAGAUCCUGACUCUCGCAAUGCAGGCCAGGUCUUUGGCUGCAACUUGUUUGUGACUUCCUGUAUCAGGAUGAUCUUAAGAAGUUGCAUAAAUCGGUUGCUUGCUAUGAACUAUAUACAUGAUGGGACAGAUGAUAAAUUAUAUGAGGCUCACAGGGAUUGGGGCAGGCGCUUUAUGAAGUUAUUCCCACAAUAUACUUCCUGGGACAACGAAAAUGACCCAGAAAGGCCACUUGUCAUCGGAUACGUGUCUCCUGAUUAUUUUACUCAUUCAGUCUCAUACUUUAUUGAAGCUCCACUUAUCUAUCAUGACUAUACAGCCUAUAAGGUGGUUGUUUAUUCAGCAGUUGUCAAAGCAGAUGCAAAAACAAACAGGUUUAGAGAUAGGGUCCUAAAAAAUGGUGGAGAAUGGAGGGAUAUUUAUGGGAUUGAUGAGAAAAAAGUUGCAAGCAUGGUCAGAGAAGAUAAAAUUGAUAUCCUUGUUGAACUUACUGGUCAUACUGCAAAUAACAAGUUGGGAAUGAUGGCUUGCCGGCCUGCACCUGUUCAGGUGACAUGGAUUGGCUACCCUAAUACAGCUGGUUUACCUACCAUUGAUUACAGGAUAACUGAUGCGCUGGCUGAUCCAUCUGAUACAAAACAAAAGCAUGUUGAAGAGUUAGUCCGAUUACCUGACUCAUUUCUGUGCUACACUCCUUCGCCAGAAGCAGGUCCAGUGUGUCCAACACCUGCACUAUCUAAUGGCUUUGUUACUUUUGGUAGCUUUAACAAUCUGGCAAAGAUAACACCUAAAGUGCUGCAAGUAUGGGCAAGAAUUCUUUGUGCUAUUCCAAAUUCUCGGCUCAUUGUGAAGUGUAAGCCUUUUUGCUGUGAAAGUGUGAGACAACAAUUUCUUUCAGCACUGGAGAAGUUGGGACUGGAAUCCCUGCGCGUUGAUCUUCUGCCUCUAAUUCUUCUCAAUCAUGAUCAUAUGCAAUCAUAUUCUUUGAUGGACAUAAGCUUGGAUACAUUUCCAUAUGCUGGGACAACUACCACAUGUGAGUCUUUGUACAUGGGAGUCCCAUGUGUUGCUAUGAGAGGCUUAGUGCAUGCUCAUAAUGUUGGUGUGAGUCUUCUGCAGACUGUCGGUUUAAAAAACCUGGUUGCUGAGAAUGAAGAUGAAUAUGUUGAGCGGGCUGUGCAGUUGGCCUCUGAUAUUACAGCCCUCUCGAAUUUAAGAAUGAGACUGCGAGAUCUCAUGAUUAAAUCCCCCCUUUGUGAUGGAUCUAAAUUCACCCGGGGACUAGAGUCAGCAUACAGAAAUAUGUGGCAUCGAUACUGCAAGGGUGACGUGCCAUCUCUGAGGCGAAUGGAACUGCAAUCCCAACAGCAGCAUUUGCAACAGGUUGGUCCAGAAGAGCUGGCCAUAAAAUUUUCUGAACCUGCCAAGUCAGAUACCUCUACAGAUGCCCUCCAAGCAACCGUCAAGGUAAAUGGUUUUACAGCAGGACAGUGUUCCUCGAUCAAUACUUCACAUGUAGAGGAAAACGGGUCACUCCCGAAUCAGAACUGUAGUUCAGGAAAAUUGAGUUGAGUCAUAUUAACCAGUGGCAAGUUUCAAAAGGUGAUUGGAGUCCCCUUGUACCAUAAUAUUUAUGGGGCUUUAUACACGGUAGGAUUCGUGGUGGCAGCAUCUGCAGAACGCGAGCUGAUUGUUUUUGAACUUAGUAUAGGAUGCAAAUCUCAACUAUUUGUUUGGUUAAAAGGGUGUAAUUUAGCUCAGAAACUUAAAAUGGUAUGUGAUUGUAUCAACGAAUGUUGUGAAAUUUCCCCCAUAGCUCCUGAUUAUAAAUGGGGGUUUGCAAUAUAUAUAUGUGAUUAUUGUUUCAGCAGGUAAA
This is a messenger RNA of Salvia splendens (bonfire salvia), 3599 nucleotides long. RefSeq names its product probable UDP-N-acetylglucosamine--peptide N-acetylglucosaminyltransferase SPINDLY. Bases 434 to 3295 code for a protein of 953 amino acids. The transcript is spliced from 19 exons. Gene Ontology annotation, molecular function: protein binding. The record is from RefSeq and is a predicted model, not a curated record. NCBI's taxonomy places the organism in Eukaryota, Viridiplantae, Streptophyta, Magnoliopsida, Lamiales, Lamiaceae.